Molecule: messenger RNA, 699 nt
Organism: Cariama cristata (Red-legged seriema)
Lineage: Eukaryota; Metazoa; Chordata; Aves; Cariamiformes; Cariamidae
Product: collagen alpha-1(XIX) chain-like
Exons: 7
Source: RefSeq, a predicted model, not a curated record
GUCUCUAUCCUUCUGGAUGGUACAAAAAAAGUUGUGGAGUAUAUGACUAAAUCUGCUCAGGGAAAUAUACUGCACUACACUUUCAAGAGUCGAGAAAUUUAUCCAUUGUUUGAUCGUCAGUGGCAUAAGCUUGGUAUUAGCGUGCAGUCAGGGAUCAUUGCCCUCUAUUUGGAUUGUAAUUUAAUUGAGAGAAAGCAGACUGAUGAAAAAUUCACCAUUGACUUGCAGGGAAGGACUCUGAUUGCUUCUCGCACUGCAGAUGAUAAGCCUGUAGAUAUUGAACUUCACUGUUUAACAGUUUAUUGUAAUCCAAAACUUGCAACAGAAGAUACGUGUUGUGAAAUAUCUGCAGACCUGUGCCCACGUGAGGAGAGGUUACUUGCUACAACUUCAUCACCAGUGACUGUUCAUGCCAGCAAAAUAUACACGCUUCCAGGAAUGCAACAAGAAUCUAGAGAGAGAUGCCACUGCUUUCCAAAUAAAGGAGAAGCAGGAUUGCCAGGAGUAGCUGGUUUGCCAGGCCAGAAAGGAGAUAAAGGUGAAAAGGGUGAAAUGGGCAUGAAAGGACAGGAUGGUCUUGCUGGUCUUCCUGGCGAAAAGGGGGAAGCUGGCUUAGUAGGUGCUCCUGGCAUACCUGGUCUUACUGGUUCCAAGGGUGAACGUGGUUUUGCGGGUAGUAAAGGUGAAGAAGGUGAAAAG